UCACGAUCACAAUCAGUCUCACUCCUAGAGUGGCGGUGGACAGACGUGUGUUACGCUAAUACGUUUAUGCUCUGUAAAAAUGACUGAAUGGUCCAAUGAAGAAGUUUUAACCUUCCUUGAUUAUUACAAAAAGGAACCAUGCAUUUGGGACCCGAACAAUGUCGAUCACAAGGAUAAAAGAAAAGUAGCUGACGCCUGGAUUCGCAUCAGCAAAGUUACGAGAGUAUCGGUGAGGGACUUGAAGAUCAAGAAGGAAACUCUCAUGGCCGCAUUUAGGAAGCAUUUGAAAAGGAAACAAGAAAGUAUUACUUCUGGCGCAGAACGUGUGUAUGAACCGAUCUGGUUUGCAUAUGAAAUGAUGGAAUCGUUUCUUCUGCCGGUAUACACCUUGAAGUUGGGCUUAAGCUCUAAAAUGCAAUCAAGAUCAUCAGAUACAGCUACUGAAGAAAUGGUUGAUGAAGAUGAGGAGGAGGAAAACGAUAACAGCAUAGCGUCUCCAUCGACCUCUGCCGCUGGCACCACACCAAAUAGAAACAAAAGCACUGGAAAGGCUCACCAUAGACCUGUACCAGACUUGGCUGAACGACAAAUGGCCAAAGCGUUCAGCCAACUGACGAGAACACUAAGCCAACGCCAGUCAACCUCAGCAGAUGACGAUGAAUGCGAUCUCUAUGCUAAACUUCUAGCCAAAAAGAUGAGAGAACUCCCCAAAGUUGAAAGGCACUUGAUGAUGUAUGAAAUAGACGGUUUGUUCGUCCAAAAAAUUAAACGGAGGUCCUUUAUGCAUAGGUCACCGUCCCCUCAGUAUUAUCAUUCCAGGCCAUCGUCAGCAUCGAGUGAAUACACGGCAGCAAACCGAUCUCAUAAUCCAUUGACGACAAACACGAGAGACAGAACCACCUCUGCUGACAAAAAUAUCGAUGACAGCAUAAUUGUCUACGUAGCAGACUCCUCAAACCCAAAACCUGGUAUUAAAAUAAAAACCGAGGAAAAUGAAGAAGAAGAAAGUGAAAAAAGAAGCGGAAGUGAAUAAAUAAAACGAUUUUUUAUAAAUAUAAAGCA
Molecule: messenger RNA, 1062 nt
Organism: Bicyclus anynana (squinting bush brown)
Lineage: Eukaryota; Metazoa; Arthropoda; Insecta; Lepidoptera; Nymphalidae
Exons: 3
Coding region: 80-1033 (317 amino acids)
Biological process (GO): regulation of transcription by RNA polymerase II
Cellular component (GO): transcription regulator complex; nucleus
Source: RefSeq, a predicted model, not a curated record